AUGGACAAAGCACAGAAGAAGCAUCCCUUGGCAAUCGACAUCUACGCUGGAGAAAUCAUCACUAUCAAAGUAGGAGCUGAAGCAAAGGAGUAUCGUAUCCACAAGAGCCUGGCGAUGCACUACUCUGGCUAUCUUCGCAACAUUUUGGAAUCCAAAGACUCUGAGGAAGGGAAGACUGGUGUCAUUGUUCUCGAUGACAUCGAUCCGCACGUUUUCAACCCUUUCUGUGAUUGGAUUUACGCCCAACGGUUCGAGGAAUUAAUGUCAGGUUACCUUGAGUGGGAGGACCGCUACGGAUACAAGGACCGAGAUGCAGACUGUGACUAUCGACUAGUGUCUCUCUAUAUCCUUGCCGAUCGAUUGCUUGUACCAGAUCUCAAGGCCUCCUUGUUCCCAGACAUCAUGAACGUCGUGAGGAAAUGCGGUCCCGAAAUGGCAACGAUUGCCCUGGCUUUUGAUAAACUGCAUGACAAAGACCCUCUUCUUCGCAUGUUUGUCGAUGCACAUUGUCUAUCCUUCCAUGUCACGAAUCAUAAUGCCAGGGACAUGGCUAUCUUCAAAGAACUGCCGGCUGAAUUCCUGCGUCGCGUGGCUCUCCGUUAUCCUUCUGUACGGGAUCGCAGGUACAAGAAAUUGCGACUUUCUCGUUACACAGAGAGCAAGGGCGACGACGAUGAUGACGAUGACGAAGAGGAGGAGGAAGAAGAGGAAGAAGAGUAG
Messenger RNA from Plenodomus lingam JN3, 720 nucleotides. The record is from RefSeq and is a predicted model, not a curated record. Lineage: Eukaryota; Fungi; Ascomycota; Dothideomycetes; Pleosporales; Leptosphaeriaceae.